AUGGAGGCAUUGGUGCAUGAUUUGACAUUAGCACUAGAAGAAAGUAGUAAUUCAUCAAAUAUUAGACGGCGGUGGGGUUUGAGAAGACGAGCUCGAUCUACGGGAAAUAUUCCAUCAUUGAAUACUAAUAAACACUCGGAUGACAGCUCAUCUUCUGCUUACGGUGUACGUAUUCCGAAAGCUUCAUCAGUAUCAAAAUAUCAAUCCGAUAGUGAUGAUACUAAUAAAACUAAGAGAUUUGCUCGAUUUUCAAAUUUAAACAACAUAAGUAAUAUUGAAAGUGAUUCUGUCAAUGAAAACUUUGUACCAAAAAUCAACACAAAACGGAAAAGAAAAUUUAAACGGAUGGCUAUAGAUUCCGACUCAAACCCAUCGACGUCACAAACAGCUAUCACAUUCUUAGCGCAUUCUGUUGGUAAAAAGAAACGUGUUAUUCGAAGCAGUUGUGAAAAUAGAUAUGGUACAAUUUGGUGCGGAAAACGAAAAAGAUCAUGUCGUGACAAAUCAUUUGAUUGCGAAAUGAUUUCACCAAAACCACGCAAUCAAAAAUCUAAAAAUCGUGCUAAAACCCAAAGUGAAGACGCAAUGGACUGUUCAAGAGUUUCAAGUUCAAGUAUUUCAUCGAGUGAUUCAGAAGCUGGAAUUAUUACUAAUGAUGAGGAUAGAGAAGGUGAUGAUGAGCAAUCGGAUUGGUUUGGUGAAUCUAACUUGUGGGAUGAUGAUUGUACAAAUGAUGACAAAAUACCGACUAAUCCAGCUUUACAAUCAAUGCUACAAAGAAAUUUCGAACAUCUAACUGAUGAAGCUAAAAGGAAUUAUCGUCAAAGAAUUCAAUGGAUUCGAGAUGGUUUGAGUGGACGGGAAAUUCGCGCUGGACGCCGUCAUGUUGACAACAAGCCUGGCUAUUCCAUUAUAACUUCUGCCAAUGAAAAAGUAUCGAGAUUUCUUCAAGACCCUUCUCAAAGUGAACUUAAAUUGCACCCGAUGCAUCAGCCUGAACGAGAAAAAUUACGAAGACUAGCUAAUCUUUACAGUCUCAAUUUAAAAGGUGACUUGAAUUGUCCAGUUUUGUAUAAAACUCUACACACAACUCAAGCUAUUUGUGUUGAUCAAGUUUCUUUCAAAAGAUUUUCUGAUUACAAAAGACUGAGAAGAACUCCACCACAUUCACCAAAUUUUGAGUUAAAAAAUUCAAAUGAUGACAUUCAGGAAUCUGCUGCUCUUUUUCGUUAUCCGUACAGUAAAUCUUAG
Messenger RNA from Cotesia congregata, 1251 nucleotides. The record is from the annotation of a GenBank genome assembly. Lineage: Eukaryota; Metazoa; Arthropoda; Insecta; Hymenoptera; Braconidae.